Molecule: messenger RNA, 1264 nt
Organism: Homarus americanus (American lobster)
Lineage: Eukaryota; Metazoa; Arthropoda; Malacostraca; Decapoda; Nephropidae
Exons: 2
Coding region: 728-1039 (103 amino acids)
Source: RefSeq, a predicted model, not a curated record
UUUUACAGCAAUGAAAUAGUUCAUUUUGACAUGAACACUGUACAGUAAUACAUUAAAGAACAGACAAUGUAAUCUUACACAAAGAUAAAUGUCAUGAGAUAAAUAUAAAGAUUCAGGACUGAGAAAUGUGAGACCUCGACCACCUGACUCAUUUGAACUACGACACUACAAGGGAGGCAGGACUUGUGUAGGAGCCUCGACUACUCCAACCAGACACCACGUUCCCUCACACCGUUACUGGAAAACAAACAAACAAUCAACGAACAUUUGAGAGUCAUAAUAGUGAUGAAGGUUUAGUGUUAUCACACGUGUAGGACUGCAUACUGGUCAUCCUAGGGAAAGAUUAAGUAUGGGACGCGGACAGUAACCAUGUGUUCAUUUAAACGACUAAUAAACUCGUGUGAAAUUCCGUGUUUUGGACAGUUUAUUUUAAGGUUAUUUCAUUUCCUCCGUCACGUUAUUUAUAAUAAUGUUGAAGAUUUAAGAUAAGAUUAUGACUCGAUGUGGGAUAUUUAUCAUUAUUCAUGUAUACAUUGGGGAGGCAGUGUCGGCCCCCACACGCCCAGGAUGUAUGGAAGUGAGGGACGGCCGAGCAUAUAUCAGUAGUCAGUACCUCACUUCUCACAGUACCUCACUCACCGCCCGCCUCAGCCACUUCCCGCUCCUCUCUUGUUAAUUCCCGCCCUCAAACCGCGCAUCGCCUCAGAGCCAACAGUGAUGAGUAAACAUGUCGGAGAUGACACUCUUCCCUAACAGCACCGGGUCCAACGUGACGACGAGCAUCUCCCCGCCUGUGAACGGUAAUAACUCAGACAUUCAAGUAUGGCCGCUGUGGGCCUCCCUGCUGCCGGGAGCUCUCAUCCUUCUGCUGCUGGUCCUGGUGGUUGCUUCCCUGAAUAAGAUCUCAAGGAGUGUCUCACGGCCUGCCACACCCUCCACUCCUCUCCUGCGGGAGGAGCAGGACGAUGAUGACUGGGAGAACUUAUCCCUGCGGGAUAUAGCCGCCUGCACCCUGAGUCACUGCUGCAAGGGCGGUUAGACUGACCAGGCAACGACCUAGUAGAAUCACAGCCCUUGUUCCCGGGCAGCUGCUGGGACCAUGUGCAGACACACGCCCAGGGCAGCUUCGCUCCCGUGUCCUCUAUAUGGUUUUGCCUCGAUGUAUUUUAGAUUGUAGUCUCACUCACUAAAGAAAGUAUUUCACCUUCAUAUUUAUUCACUAGAUGUUACGUACUAAUCAAUACAUAUUCCCAACUGCUCCAAG